This is a messenger RNA of Medioppia subpectinata, 234 nucleotides long. NCBI's taxonomy places the organism in Eukaryota, Metazoa, Arthropoda, Arachnida, Sarcoptiformes, Oppiidae. The record is from the annotation of a GenBank genome assembly.
GCCCGAUCACUGGCCGUAACGUUCAGUCCGCCGGCACUCGAGGCCCGUAACGGCCGUAUAGUUGGCUAUUAUUUAGGCUAUAAAGCGCUGGAUAUGGACUCAAAUUACAUGUUUAAAAAGUUGUCGACAAACGAGUUGUCGAACGCUGGGAACCAACAAAACGAAGUGAACAUCACAUCCCUGUCUGCCAACACUAAAUACGCGAUUGUUGUCCAGGCAUUCAACGGUGAUAAA